AUGGCUUCAAUUGCACGUUGCCUGAGGGCUGCCAGGCCUGCAGGAGUUUCCAUCCUCGCCAAGACCCCGCGACCGGCGCCGGCCGUCGGCAAAAUGAAUGUGGUCCGGCCGUUUUCGGUCACUGCCAUAAACCCGAUUCGCAAGUACACCAAAGACCACGAAUGGAUUGACCUCAGCGCCGACCACAAGACUGGCGUCAUCGGUAUCUCUGAGUAUGCGGCCGAAGCCCUGGGCGACGUCGUAUACGUCGAGCUGCCCGACAUAGGCAAAGAUAUUUCCAAGGGCGAUGCCAUUGGCGCUGUCGAGUCGGUCAAGUCGGCUGCCGACAUCAACUCCCCCAUCUCGUGCCGAGUCACACAGGUGAACAACGUUCUUGAGGAGGCGCCUGGUACCAUCAACAAGGUCCCCGAGGAUGAUUCCCACGGCGGUGGCUGGAUCGCAAAGGUUGAGGUUGGUGAGCAGGGCGUGAAGGAGCUUGACGAGCUUAUGGAUGCCGAGGCCUACAAGGCUUUUACUGCUGCCGAGGAGCACUAA
This is a messenger RNA of Pyricularia pennisetigena, 534 nucleotides long. RefSeq lists its product as uncharacterized. Gene Ontology annotation, biological process: glycine decarboxylation via glycine cleavage system; protein lipoylation. NCBI's taxonomy places the organism in Eukaryota, Fungi, Ascomycota, Sordariomycetes, Magnaporthales, Pyriculariaceae. The record is from RefSeq and is a predicted model, not a curated record. The transcript is spliced from 2 exons. The coding region runs from base 1 to 534 and encodes 177 amino acids. Gene Ontology annotation, cellular component: mitochondrion; cytoplasm; glycine cleavage complex.